UGUACAUGAACGUGCUGACGUCCACAAGUGCGUCCACUGGAGUGUCUUUCGAAACAACCAACAUGGCGUCUGUGUGCACUGCCUCCCGUGUUCUCGGGAAAAAAGUGUUGACAACAAAAGCUCUUCCAGCAGUAUGCCAGACCAACUCCAGAAAGUUUCACUUUAACAUUUAUGGGAAAAGGGACACUGCUAAAGUUUCCUCUGGGAUCUCCACACAGUACCCAGUGGUGGAUCAUGAAUUUGAUGCAGUGGUGGUGGGAGCUGGCGGCGCUGGCUUGCGUGCUGCCUUUGGCUUGUCCGAGGCUGGCUUCAACACAGCCUGUGUCACAAAGCUCUUCCCUACCAGGUCUCACACCGUGGCCGCACAGGGAGGAAUCAAUGCGGCUCUUGGAAACAUGGAGGGCGAUGAUUGGAGGUGGCACUUCUAUGAUACUGUAAAGGGAUCUGAUUGGCUUGGGGACCAGGACGCCAUCCACUACAUGACUGAACAGGCCCCGGCCGCUGUGGUUGAGCUGGAGAACUUUGGAAUGCCCUUCAGCCGCACGGAGGAUGGCAAGAUUUACCAGCGAGCUUUCGGUGGUCAGAGUCUUAAGUUCGGCAAAGGAGGCCAGGCUCACAGAUGCUGCUGUGUGGCUGACAGAACCGGUCACUCCCUCUUGCACACUCUGUAUGGACGGUCGCUGAGGUAUGACACCAGCUACUUUGUUGAGUACUUUGCCCUGGACCUGCUGAUGGAAGAUGGGGAGUGCAGAGGAGUGAUUGCCCUGUGCAUGGAGGAUGGUUCCAUCCACCGCUUUAGGGCCAAGAACACUGUCAUCGCCACUGGCGGUUAUGGCCGCGCCUACUUCAGCUGCACCUCCGCCCACACCAGCACCGGAGACGGAAACGCCAUGGUGACCCGUGCCGGGCUGCCUUGCCAGGAUCUGGAGUUUGUGCAGUUCCACCCCACAGGUAUCUAUGGAGCCGGUUGCUUGAUCACAGAGGGUUGCCGUGGCGAGGGCGGAAUCCUCAUUAACAGCGAGGGUGAGCGUUUCAUGGAGCGAUAUGCACCCAAUGCCAAGGACCUGGCCUCCCGAGAUGUGGUGUCCCGCUCCAUGACCAUUGAGAUCCGUGAGGGAAGGGGUGUGGGUCCAGAGAAGGACCAUGUGUACCUGCAGUUGCAUCACCUGCCCCCCCAACAGCUGGCCACUCGUCUGCCUGGCAUCUCCGAGACCGCCAUGAUCUUCGCCGGCGUGGACGUCACCAAAGAGCCCAUCCCCGUGCUGCCAACGGUUCACUACAAUAUGGGUGGCAUCCCAACCAACUACAAGGGACAGUGUAUUACCUACAAAGACGGCCAGGACCACGUUGUGCCCGGGCUGUACGCGUGCGGAGAGUCCGGCUGUGCAUCCGUCCACGGUGCCAACCGCCUCGGCGCCAACUCCCUUCUGGAUCUCGUGGUGUUUGGUCGCGCUUGCGCCCUCACUAUUGCCGAUAUCUGCACACCAGGGGAGAAGCUGCCACCGCUGAAGGACAAUGCCGGUGAGGAGUCUGUGGCCAACCUGGACAAGAUCCGCUUCGCCAACGGAGACAUCAGGACCUCCGAGAUUAGGCUUACCAUGCAGAAGACCAUGCAGAGCCAUGCCGCUGUCUUCCGUACCGGUGAUGUGCUUAAGGAGGGAUGUGUGAAAAUGGACGCCGUGUACCAGACCCUGAAAGACAUCAAGACCUUUGACAGAGGCAUUGUGUGGAACACAGACCUGGUGGAGACCUUGGAGCUGCAGAACUUGAUGCUGAACGCCGUACAGACCAUCCAGUCUGCUGAGGCACGCAAGGAGAGCCGAGGGGCCCACGCCAGAGAGGACUUCAAGGACCGUGUUGAUGAGUAUGACUACGCCAAGCCCCUUCAGGGACAGGAAAAGACGCCCUACGAAGAUCACUGGAGGAAACACACACUGUCCUAUGUGGACCCUGAGACAGGAAAGGUCACCUUGGAGUACAGGCCUGUAAUUGAUGACACAUUGAAUAUGGAGGACUGUGCGGCCAUCCCUCCUGCCAUCCGCUCAUACUAAGCACACGUACAUACAUACACAUUUCCAUAACCAUCUCUGGCUUGUCGUUAUUUAUGAUGAGCUGAUACUCCGGCAGUUGCCCCAGACUCUGCUCUGGAAGGCCCACUUGCAGUCCAUUCAGUACAGAGUUCAUACAACUGAACUAAAUGGUUUAACUCCAUCAUAAAAACAUGGGUUGUUUUGUGUUUAUUAAUAUACUGAAUUAUAUUAUAUUGAAUUGCAGACAAGAUUGAUUUGUGUCAUUAUCAUCCAUCACCUUUGCUUAUGUUCUUUGAAGCAAAUAAAUAAAAUAUUUAAUAUUUAAA
Sardina pilchardus (European sardine) is the source of this 2356-nucleotide messenger RNA. It is a transcript of the gene sdha, whose product is annotated as succinate dehydrogenase complex, subunit A, flavoprotein (Fp). Gene Ontology annotation, molecular function: succinate dehydrogenase (quinone) activity; flavin adenine dinucleotide binding; electron transfer activity. The transcript has 15 exons. Gene Ontology annotation, biological process: tricarboxylic acid cycle; mitochondrial electron transport, succinate to ubiquinone. Lineage: Eukaryota; Metazoa; Chordata; Actinopteri; Clupeiformes; Clupeidae. The coding region runs from base 6 to 2051 and encodes 681 amino acids. The record is from RefSeq and is a predicted model, not a curated record.